Molecule: messenger RNA, 2330 nt
Organism: Dendrobium catenatum
Lineage: Eukaryota; Viridiplantae; Streptophyta; Magnoliopsida; Asparagales; Orchidaceae
Product: pentatricopeptide repeat-containing protein At3g14580, mitochondrial
Exons: 3
Coding region: 151-1395 (414 amino acids)
Molecular function (GO): protein binding
Source: RefSeq, a predicted model, not a curated record
UAAUUCCAAUCUUUCGCGGAGACGGCUGCUACCUCGCCUUCGUUUGAGGGGACAGAGUCUUCUCGUCUCUAUUGCAGCCAACAUCUGGCAAACUAGGGUGCAAGAUACCUUCAUUCUUAAAGAAAACCUUAUGUUUUGCAUCAUAUCUCAAUGCAAAACUUUGGAAAAAAGCUUAUUACUUAUCAUUGCAAAUCUUUGACCCAAGCUAACUACUCUAAGGCACAUUUUGAUUUAAAGGUUCUUAUGAUCUGGAAAUGCUCUGCAUCAUCUUUGACUAAAUUUAAUAAUGCACAAGAAAAUGACAACUUCUGGUUGAGGCGACUCGAGCACAAGGAUUGGCUCGCACCAAAUGAAGUUCUCAAAGUGUUUCAGAACUUGAAAGAUCCUGAACUGGUUAUGGGUGGAUUUAGAAAGGCCUCAACUCGUGCGGAUUAUAAACCAAGUGAAGCUCUAUAUAGUUUAUUAAUAGACAGAUUUGCUCGUGCGCACAAGUUUGAUAAAAUUGGUGUUUUGUUGGAUAGGGCAAAAGGUGAGAAGUGCCGGCUUUCUAACGAGUUCUUCUACAGAGUGAUAAAAAUCUAUGGGAAUUUAGCAAAUGAUUCUGAGCUAGCCAUUAAUACACUUUACAGGAUGCCAGAGUUCCAAUGUUGGCCAACUGUAAAAACUUUCAACUAUGUGCUUAACUUGCUCGUGUGCACCAAGCAAUUUAAGUUAAUUCAUGAGGUUUUUCUGAGUGCGUCGAGGUUGGCUGUUUCGCUUGAUACGUGUUGCUUUAACAUUCUCAUCAAAGGUUUGUGCGAGUUAGAAAAGUUGGAAGCAGGCUUUUCCUUAUUGCAUGAAAUCUCAAAGCAAGGCUUGCUGCCCAAUGCAACCACCUACUCAAUAUUGAUGCAUGCUCUUUGUAAGCAUGGUAGAGUAAAGGAAGCAUUUGAGACAUAUGAGAUGAUGGAGAGAGCAGGUUGUCAUCCUGAUGCCAUAACCUUCAAUAUAUUGAUUUCUGGACUAUGUAAAGAAGGAAAGAAUGAUGAAGGGAUGGGACUUUUGAAGACAAUGAAGCUGAAGGGAUGCUAUCCAAAUUCAGCAACUUAUCAAGCCCUUCUAUAUGGCUUGUUGCAUGCCAAACGAUUUGUCGAUGCAAAGAAUUUUAUGGGCGCAAUGAUCUCAGAAAGGAGAUAUCCUAGUUUUUUGUCAUACAAGAUGACUAUUGAAGGCCUUUGUAGUGAGAAGCUUGUUCAUGAUGUGGAUUCAGUUUUGAGGCAAAUGGUGAACCAAGGAUUUGUUCCGAGGAUGGGAACCUGGAAGAAGAUUAUUGGUUGCAUGUUCUCUAAAAAAGAUGUAUAUUUGAAGUGGCUGAUCCUAUUGGGCUGUGGUGAUUCUCAUAUUGUCAGGUAUUAAUAGGAGAGUUUAUCUUUCACACAAAUGAAAAGAGAACAAUUUAUUCUGAUGAAAUGCUCAAUAUGUUUUUGAAAGACUGAAUAGUCGACCUGUUUUUGAGCAAGGCUCUUCUAUUUCCGACGAUCCAGUGAGUGAUUUCAUGUCGAUGAUGAGGUGAGGAAGCUAUGGUUCAAAAGAUGGAUUUCUCUGUUGCGAUGUGAGUGCUUUUAUUCUAUUCCCAUUGAGUUCCAACUUUUUUAACUGGAAACUUAUAGAUCUGGUAACGAUAUUAGCAAAGAAAAUCUGCAUGUUUCAAAGGGAAUGCAGUCUGCUCAAUCCGCUCUAACACUCUCAGGCAGGCAUCAGCUUAAUAAAUGGGAUUAAGGAUUUCCAUUAAUUGGAGCGAGCAGAGCUUCGGCCAUAGCCACUCGUGUUGAUCAUGAGGUGUUGCUGUCAUAGUUAUUAAUCAGAAUUGGUAAAUGCUCCAACUCCAUCUACUAGGUGAGACUAAAGCUCUUUUCAUAUAAUUCAUUUUCUGAAGAAAGACCUAUUAAUUAUAUCGACCGUUGAUCUCCUAAGGGGGUAAGGGUUUAAACCCUAAAACUUACACGAAUUAGCUUGGGAUCUUGUUCUAUUUCGUUCAUGAAUUAUUCAGCCAAAAUAUGAACGAUUCAAGUUCGUUAGCAAAUUAAAAUGUUCUUCUCAUGUUCAACUUAUUUAUUAUUGAGCUAAACACAAUUUAAACUUGUGCAAUAAGUCGACUUAUUGACCAUUAAUUAUAUCAAAAUUUUAUUGGGGAUAUUUGUGCAAAUAACACUCAAAUCUAUCUUAGAAAAUUAACAUCUUGUCAUGCCAUAAUCAAGUUGUUAAGAAUUUGAUAAAAAAAAAAAAAUGUCACGUGUUUUAUUUUGAAUUUUGAUAUUUAGGUUGGAAAUUGAAAAAUUGGUGCUUGGAGG